Messenger RNA from Aureobasidium melanogenum CBS 110374, 1086 nucleotides. Its product is annotated as WD40 repeat-like protein. Bases 1 to 1086 code for a protein of 361 amino acids. Gene Ontology annotation, cellular component: nuclear pore. NCBI's taxonomy places the organism in Eukaryota, Fungi, Ascomycota, Dothideomycetes, Dothideales, Saccotheciaceae. Gene Ontology annotation, biological process: RNA export from nucleus; transcription-dependent tethering of RNA polymerase II gene DNA at nuclear periphery. The record is from RefSeq and is a predicted model, not a curated record. The transcript is spliced from 3 exons. Gene Ontology annotation, molecular function: ubiquitin binding; RNA binding.
AUGGCUGGCAUUUUCGGCAGUGCCACAACUGCUGCUUCCACUUCGGCCACUGCCACUCAAGGCAGCAUUGCCAACGAUGUCGCUCUAAACAAAGGCCCCGAGGACAGCAUUCAAGACUUGGCCUUCUCGCCCGUCUCUGGUCAUCUCUCUGUCGCUUCAUGGGAUAACAAGGUCUACAUCUACGAGGUUCAGGGCAACGGUUCCAACGAGGGAAAGGCUUCCUUCGACCUCAAAGCCCCCGCUCUGAGCACUUGCUGGUCCAAGGAUGGAAGACAAGUCUUUGGCGCAGGCGCCAACAACCAGUGCAUGAUGCUCGAUCUUGGAGCUGGUGCUACCACUCCCCAGACUGUUGCCGCUCACGAUCAACCUAUUAAGUGCGUUGAGAGCAUUACUGUCAACGGCUCACCCAUGAUCGUCACUGGUUCCUGGGACAAGACAAUCAAAUACUGGGAUUGCCGCCAACAAAACCCUGCUGCUUCGGUCCAGACCAAGGAGCGCGUCUACGCCAUGGACACUCGCGAUCAGCUUCUUGUUGUCGCUACUGCCGAUCGCUGGGUCGAGAUCUUCAACCUCAACUCGCCUGGCGCUGCCUACAAGCAGAUUCAGAGUCCUCUCAAGUGGCAGACUAGAACUGUCAGCUGUUUCGCCGAUGCUACUGGUUUCGCCAUUGGCUCUAUUGAAGGUAGAUGUGCCAUCCAGUACGUCGAGGACAAGGAUUCGAGCUCCAACUUCUCCUUCAAGUGCCAUCGUCAAAACGCACCCAACACCCGCGAUCAGUCCAACGUCUACUCGGUCAACUCUAUUUCCUUCCACCCUGUCCAUGGUACUUUCAGCACCGCCGGUAGUGACGGCACCUUCCACUUCUGGGACAAGGACGCCAAGCACCGUCUGAAGGGUUACCCUGAGGUUGGCGGAAGCAUCAGCUGCACCGACUUCAGCCACGACGGUAACAUCUUUGCCUACGCCGUUUCAUACGAUUGGCACCAGGGCUACGCCGCCAACACCCCCAAUUACCCUAACAAGGUCAUGCUGCACGGCAUUGGUGCUGAUGAGUGCAAGCCUCGACCCAACGCCAAGAAGCGAUGA